Molecule: messenger RNA, 513 nt
Organism: Vitis vinifera (wine grape)
Lineage: Eukaryota; Viridiplantae; Streptophyta; Magnoliopsida; Vitales; Vitaceae
Product: protein SMALL AUXIN UP-REGULATED RNA 51
Exons: 1
Coding region: 1-513 (170 amino acids)
Biological process (GO): response to auxin
Source: RefSeq, a predicted model, not a curated record
AUGGCAACCUCCCUGAAGAUCAAUCAAAUUGUGAGGCUGAAACAGGUGAUGAAGAAGUGGAAGGCAAUGAGCAUGAAGCUCAGACAUGGACCCUCUCCAGAUGCCACUGACACUGAUACUGACAGUGAGAUCGACACCGAUAGGGGGGCUUCUGCGCCUCGCACUCCCUCUGGCUUCCUUGCCGUCUACGUUGCAUCCGAGAGGGAGAGGUUCUUGGUCCCCACUAGGUAUGUGAAUCUUCCAGUGUUUGUGACCCUUUUGAAGAGAGCUGAGGAGGAGCAUGGAUUCAAGUUCAGUGGAGGGAUAGUGGUGCCUUGUGAAGUAGGGUUCUUCAGGAAAGUGCUGGAGUUCCUUGAGAAAGAUGAGAAGAAGUUUGGGAGCUUGGAGCUGGAUGAGUUCUUGAAGAUGUUUUCCGAAGUGGGUUUUGAUUCUUCAUGUAAGACAAGUAGCUACGCCUACAACAUUAAUACUUGUCAUGACCAGUUCACACAUCUGAUGCACAAGGCCAGCUAG